Messenger RNA from Liolophura sinensis, 1781 nucleotides. Its product is annotated as isovaleryl-CoA dehydrogenase, mitochondrial-like. NCBI's taxonomy places the organism in Eukaryota, Metazoa, Mollusca, Polyplacophora, Chitonida, Chitonidae. Gene Ontology annotation, molecular function: 3-methylbutanoyl-CoA dehydrogenase activity; flavin adenine dinucleotide binding. The transcript has a single exon. Gene Ontology annotation, biological process: L-leucine catabolic process. The coding region runs from base 79 to 1362 and encodes 427 amino acids. The record is from RefSeq and is a predicted model, not a curated record. Gene Ontology annotation, cellular component: mitochondrion.
CGAAAGGUCAAUCAUCGCAGCAGCAGGUGCGGACAACUACUGUUAAGGUUACGUCUUUGAAUUGCCAAUUGUGUUAAAAUGACAUCAGUACGAAUCUUAGGGAGUAGACUUCAUCAUUGUUUGCGUCACCUGAGCGCAGUAGGGGCAAAUCAGUUUCAGAAAACAGCCGUUCGAGCUUCGUCACACUGGCCCAUUGACGAUUCCCUGUACGGUUUGACAGACGAGCAGCGUAGUUUGAGGGAAUCUGUGUUCAACUUUGUACAGAAAGAGUUGGCACCAAAAGCUGGACAAAUCGACAAAGACAACGAUUUCAAAGACUUGAAAUCUUUCUGGAAACAAUGCGGAGACAUGGGUCUUUUGGGUAUCACUGCACCUGCAGAAUACGGUGGUACAGAAGGGACAUACUUGGAUCACGUUUUGGUUAUGGAAGAAAUGACCCGUGCUUGUCCUGCAGUAGCUUUAAGCUAUGGGGCGCACUCGAAUUUGUGCGUCAAUCAGAUUUGCAAGAACGGCACAGAAGAACAAAAGAAAAAAUAUCUCCCAAAGCUGGUCAGCGGUGAGUUUGUAGGAGCUUUGGCAAUGAGCGAGCCAGGAAGUGGAUCAGACGUAGUUUCGAUGAAAACUAAAGCAGAGAAACAAGGAGACCACUACAUCAUUAACGGAAACAAAUUUUGGAUAACAAAUGGCCCCGAUGCAGAUGUUUUGAUAGUUUAUGCGAGAACAGAACCAAAUGCUGACAAACCACAGCACGGCAUCAGCACAUUUCUCGUUGAAAAGGGAAUGCCCGGUUUUUCAACAGCCCCAAAGCUGGACAAAUUGGGCAUGAGGGGAUCAAAUACUUGUGAACUGAUAUUUGAAAAUUGUAAAAUUCCAGCCGAGAAUAUGCUUGGUGGCAUGAACAAAGGGGUUUAUGUUUUAAUGAGCGGAUUGGAUAUAGAAAGACUAGUUUUGGCCGCUGGACCGAUUGGUAUCAUGCAAGCUUGCUGUGAUGUCGCAUUUGAAUAUGCUCACUUAAGAGAAACUUUCGGACAAAAGAUCGGCCAUUAUCAAAUGAUUCAGGCCAAGAUGGCUGACAUGUACACUAUCCUGAAUGUAUCAAGGUCGUAUGUGUACAAUGUUGCACGCGCCUUGGACAACGGUCAGCGACAGCCACGGGAUUGUGCAGGCGCUAUUCUAUACACAGCUGAAGCUGCCACAAAAAUGGCUCUGGAAACUGUUCAGAUUUUGGGUGGUAAUGGAUACAUUAAUGACUAUCCUGCAGGGAGACUACUCCGUGAUGCCAAACUCUAUGAAAUCGGAGCCGGGACAAGCGAAGUGCGCAGACUUGUCAUCGCGAGAUCAAUUAAUGGAUUCUAUAAAUAAGCUUGACCUCAUGUGAUCUUAUUCAUCUUCAGCGUGAUCAUGUAUAAAUUUGCUGUGAAUUGAACAGUUAGUAAGAAAAUAAGUUAAAUUUGAUGGUACUAUAGGCCAGAUAACAGUUUCAAGUGUACACAUUUGAAACUUUGUUCUAGCCCAUGAAAAAUUUCUGACCUGACAUCACAUAAUUUCCGUGAAAUUUGCUGAAGUUUGUGACUGCUAAGGGUUACAAUAUUUUAACAUAAGGAAACUUGCAGCUGUGAGAUUGGUUGGCCAUGAUGCCUUUGUGACCAUGAUGCCACUGACUAAGUUCUCAGAUGUUCAUUCUGAACAGGAGAUUUUUCAAUGAAUUGAUGUCAUCAAAGUGUGAAAGCUGUACACAACAAAAACGGCUUUCCCAUGAUAUUAAAGUAAUUAUGAAUUCA